This is a messenger RNA of Nerophis lumbriciformis (worm pipefish), 831 nucleotides long. The record is from RefSeq and is a predicted model, not a curated record. NCBI's taxonomy places the organism in Eukaryota, Metazoa, Chordata, Actinopteri, Syngnathiformes, Syngnathidae.
AUGGCAGCGGGGGACGAUUUCGGCUACCUGGUUCCGCCGCCUCAGGGCGAGAAGCACCGGCGGGCCCCCAACUGGACCGACGGCGAAAUGAAGGCCCUGCUCUACGUUUGGGAGGAGAACCACAACGAGCUGAAAACCAGCAAAAGGAACGCCAAGGUUUACGAGAGGAUGUCGCAGCGCUUCUUCCGGCUGACGGGCGAGCAACGUUUUAAAGAGGAGAUCAAGAUGAAGAUCACCAACAUGUCUUUCCAGUACAGGCGACUUAAGUCCGUCGCCGCGGAAAGCGGCGAAGCGCCCGACUGGCCUUACUACAAGGUCAUCGAGAAGAUCCUCUCCAAGCCGCCGGAGGUCGGGCGAGCGGACCGGGCGGAGACCCGGGCCCCGUCCGGCGCCGGGACGUCGUCCGGGCCGCCCUCCGCCGCCGAGGCCGAGGCCCCGCCGGACGAAGACGGGGCGCCCGCGGGCUACCUGCCCGAGUAUACGGGCUCCUCCGACGAAAUGGAGAUCAAGCAGGAGCUGGACUCCUGGAGCUCGGACAGCGAGCGGACGCAAUGCUCCGGCUCUCGGCCCGUUCCGAGCACCGAGCGGAAGAGCGACCUUUCCGUGAAGCGCAGGAAGCUGCGGCUGAUGCGGGCCAUGCUGUGGCAACAGAAACGCUCCAGCCGGGCCGUGGAGGACACGUGCCGGGAGGUCCGGCGGGCCUUGCGCCAGCAGAACCUGCUGCAGGUCCAGUGCAUGCAGCUGCAGGAGCGCAUGAUGAACCUUCUGGAGAAGAUGAUCCUGCCGCCGCCGUCGCCGGUCACAAGAACCAACGCGCCGCUCCCGAUGUAG